Messenger RNA from Neltuma alba, 3233 nucleotides. RefSeq lists its product as uncharacterized. Gene Ontology annotation, biological process: rRNA processing. The transcript is spliced from 11 exons. The record is from RefSeq and is a predicted model, not a curated record. Lineage: Eukaryota; Viridiplantae; Streptophyta; Magnoliopsida; Fabales; Fabaceae. Bases 132 to 2873 code for a protein of 913 amino acids. Gene Ontology annotation, cellular component: nucleolus; small-subunit processome.
GCCCUAACCGCCGUUUUGCAUACCGGCCAAUGCUCAAACAGAACUCGACACGGCCUUAAGACGUCUUCCAAUCUCAAUACUGGUCGUGAGCGCCUCUGGGAAAACUCUGUCUCGCGCGGCGCGGCAACCAUAUGGCUGACACGAAGAGAAAACGCAGGGACGAUGGCAACAGGGGAAGAGAGAAGUCGAAGAAGAACAGUAAUAAGCAGAAGUCUUCCAAUUCCAGAGCUCAAUCGAAGAACGGGGGCCGACGGAGGAAGAGCGGCCCCCGCUUACCCUCAUCAUUGCAAAAAGAGAUUGAACGCUUAAACCCAACUGCCGCCCUGAAUAGCGAUGAAGAUAUUGCCUCUGAUCAUUACAUUGAAGGCGGAGAAAUUUACGGCAAAGAUGUUUACGAGUUGGAUGAAGAACGAGCCGAAGAGGAGUCUCAGAAAAACAAGCGCUAUGACCAGGUUGGGGUGUAUAAGUUCGAGUAUGAGCUGCCGGAUGAUCUGUCUGAGGACUUCAAGGAUGAGGAUCUGGAAUCUGAUGAUGAGAAUUUGGAUGAUGGUGACAACUGGGGAACCAAGGAUGCAAAGGCCAUGAGUGAUAAUUCUGAAGAAGAAGAUGAUGGAAGGCAUACGAGAAUGUUGCAAGGAAUUACUGGGAUGCCAAGUGAGGCUUUUGAAGAAAGGAGGAAGAAGAGAAAGGAUGAUGUCAUACCAGAGUUAUAUAAUCCUAGUCAUGAUAUUAUUGAUGGUGAUGGACUCAUCGGCAGUGACCUUCUGGAUCCUCUUCUUGGGAAAUCUGGUUAUAGCAAACUUAGAAAGAGUAUGCAACAAGCGGGGAAGAAUGCUAGAACCAUUCAUGCUCCACUUCCAAAGGCAGAUCAAGCAAAGGUUGAGAGAAAGGUAGCAUAUGAACUGUCGAAGAAAGACAUUACAAAGUGGGAGCCCAUUAUCAAGAGAAACCGGGAGGCACCUACUAUUUUAUUUGAUGAAAACAUAGAUUUGGGGUUUUCAACUGUAGGAGCAAUAGCUUCUGAAUUUGAGCCCAGGACUGAGUUUGAGAGGAAAAUAGCUGCACUAGUUGGUGAUGAUGAGCUUAUGGAAGCUCAUAAAAAGGAUGGUUCAAGGCUUCUUGAAUUAAACGAGAUCUCUGUGGAAGACGAAAAGGAGCGGCGAAAUCGGAUUGCUAAAAUGCGUAGCCUUCUAUUUCGUCAUGAAAUGAAAGCAAAGCAUAUAAAAAAGAUCAAGUCUAAAACAUACCAUCGUUUGCUGAAGAAAGAUAGAAUUAAGGCAAUAUCUGCUCAGAUAGAAGUGGACCCUGAAGCUGCUAAAGAAUUUGCUGUGAAACAGGAGCGUCUGAGAGCAGAGGAACGCAUGACUCUGAAACAUAAAAACCAAAACCAGUGGGCUAAGCGUAUUCUAGCACGUGGUUUAAAUAACCAAGAUGAUGGAACUCGUGCUGCCGUUGCUGAACAACUCCGAAGGCAUGCUGAAUUGACUAGAAAAAUGAACUCUAUGAAGGAUAGCAGCAGCAGCAGUGAUGAUACUAGUGAUGAUGAUGAUGCAGAUGAGAACUUAGCUGUCUCUGAUAGGGACAGGGCCUCCAAGCUGUUGGAGAAAGCAAAAGAUAAAACAAUGAAAGUACUAGAAGAAGAAGAAGAUGAAGUUCCUGAUUCAGGAUUGCCUUCACUACCUUUUAUGAGGCGUGCGUUGGCAAAAAGAAGAGAGGCAGCUGCUGAAGGAGCCAAACUUGCUCUUCAAGAAUAUGAUAAUUCUUUGAAGAAUUUGGAGAAUCCUAGUCACUCAGAAGAUAUGAAAAUUGCUUCUGUCAGUGGUAGAAGGGUUUUUGGCACAGCUAAAUCCCAGACUCCUGCUGCAAAUGAUAAGAUCAAAUCUGAUAACUUUUAUGGUAGCAGUGAUAGUGAAGAUGGGUUAGAGGCCAGAGAAAACGGUGAUAUGGUGAAUGACAGAAGUAAUAAUUUGCAAAAUGUUGUAAUGAGUGAUCCUGUCUUAAUUCAGGAAGACACUGAUACUCAUGAGGAUUCUGUCUUUAAGAACUUCAAUGAGAUUAUUAAAGAUCCUGGGCAUAAAACCACCUAUGAAGUUGCCAUAUUUGCAUCAGAUACGUGGAAAAAGGCUAAAAAUAAAAGUGACAAAGACGCUGACAACAAGAAAUCUCUGACACUUACAGGGCCUGUUAGGCAAGAAUUAAAAGAUGCUGAAAAAGAAUCUGAAGAGGUUAGUGAUACAGAUAGUGAAGGACAUAUGGUGGAUGGAAUUUUGUCUUCUGGAUCGAAACUUCAAUAUAAACUUCCGUCUCAAGAGGAGCUCAUUCGGCAAGCUUUUGCGUGUGAUGAUGUGGAGGAUGAUUUUGAGAAGGACAAACAAGAUAUUCUCAAUGAAGAGAAUCCUGAGCCAGAAAAGCCUCUACUUGUCCCUGGCUGGGGCCAAUGGACAGAUAUACAGCAAAAGAAAGGUUUGCCACCUUGGAUGCUGAAAGAGCAUGAUAUUGCCAAGGAAAAACGGGAAGAAGCUCUGAAGAAGAGAAAAGAUGCUCAUUUAAAACACGUGAUUAUCUCUGAGAAAGUUGAUAAAAAGGCUGAGAAGCUUCAUACAAAAGCAUUACCUUACCCUUUUACGUCCCAAGAGGUAUUUGAUCAGAGUCUGCGCAUGCCCAUUGGACCUGAAUUCAAUCCAGCAACUGCAGCAGGGGCUCUAAACCGGCCUGAAGUGGUAAAGAGGCCUGGCGUUAUUAUAAAGCCAAUAGAGUUUGAGGACCCGCUUGAAAAAACGGGGCGGGGUGUGGAGAAGCCUAAGUUGAAAAAUAAAGGCAGUGGUGGCAAAACCAUGAAAAAGACAAAGACUAACCGUCGGGUCAAGGUGUAAUUUGAGAGUUUUAUUAUUGCAGUUCUUGAAACAUUCCCAGUUUUCAAUGUUUGGGAAAGAAGUUGAGGUCAUGUGGCGUAAAGAGAAGGCCAGAUAGCUAGCAUUGGCAAGAAGCACGGGCGUUAUUCAUUCGCGAAGCUUGGUGCACAAAGGAAAAUGAUAAGAAAAUAAGAUUGAGAGAACAAGCGCUCCUUGUAUUGUUCAGUUUUAAAUUUUCAACCAACUGAUUUGUUUUUACAGUGUUUUUCUUGGUACUCGAGAAUUUGAGAUGUCUUUUAUCCUCGAGGCAGCGUUAAGAAUCUCUUCCUCGUGUGCGAAAAUUUUUAGUUAUGUAAUUCUGUAGUAAUUUUUCCUCCUUCA